CCACCUUCUAAAACAAGAUACGCAUAUUUAGCCUACAUCUCAACUAUGGACAAGCACCCAGGCUCCAACACGAUCAACCCCGCAUCCUACCAUGGGAAUCCCGCCGCACGGAGGUCGGACCGAGGAGGUGACGGUCCGUGUGUGCACAGCCUGGGCUCAGAGGCAGGCACCGCAGGCAGCCGUGGUGGGGUGUCCGGAGACAGCGGCUCUACUCCGCAUCAAACCCACAAGCGGCGCCUGGAGGGGGUCCUCAAUAAAUACACCAACCUGCUACAGGGAUGGCAGAACAGGUAUUUUGUGUUGGACCCAGACAUAGGUCAGCUGCAGUACUUUGUGAAUGAGCCCAGUAAGAAUCAGAAGCCUCGGGGAUCUCUGCCCCUCGUAGGGGCCUCUGUGGCCCUCAGCGAUGAACUACCACACAUGUUCACUGUCCACUCUGCCACUGGAGAGGCCUACAAACUCAGAGCUUCGGACGUGGGGGAACAGCAGCUGUGGAUGAGUCAGAUGCAGCUCUGUGCCCGGCGCCACUCUGACUCCAGUGCCAAGGGCCGGACACGCAGCUUCUCCCUGCUCCCUCCUCCACUCAGCCACCACCACCCUGCUCCGCCCGUCGCCUCCUCCUUCACCUCCAACACCUCCUCCUCACCUGGUACCCAGAGAAAGCCUCUCUACCCUGGGGUUGGAGGGGUCGUCACCAUCACCCAUCACAGAUCCCCUGCUGCGGCCCGCCGGGCCAGGACCCAGAUCAACCAGCACUACCACCCUGAUCCAGGGAGGCUGAGCCAGGUCAAAGAGGUGAUGGCCCAGGCAGAGGGCCAACAGAAGAACCUGGUUAACUCCAUAGAGUCCCUGCCUUCCCGUGGUCCUCUGUCCUCCUUAGACCAGGACCUUCUCCUCCUCAAGGCCACGUCAGCAGCUACCCUCUCCUGUCUGGGGGAGUGUCUCCACAUGCUGCAGCACAAUGUCAGCCAGGCCGCGCAGCAUGUCACCCUGGGUCGGUCAGACAGCCAGGACCGGAGGCACAGUCCCAUCCACAAACAGACGUCCAGCCAGAGUAACAGCAACAUCUCCAGUCAGACUCACAACCACAACCAGUUCAGGAAGCAGAUGAGCCUGGAUCCCAACCAUGUUCCCACCGCACCAUCAGACAGCUUUGCAGGAUGGCCCAGAUCUCUCUCAGAGAAGCAGGUGACCAAUAGAGGAGGGACACCUCUUCCACAUGUUCCCUCUCCAGUCCACAUCAACAAGGAGGUGCUCAUCAACUCUGUGACCCAGAGCAAGGGACCACCGGUUGCAUGUCAACCCAGCAACGUGAGUCUGCCUCAGGCCCCCCCCACCCCAGAGUCUAUAGACCCCAGUGAAGAGAUGACAGACACAGAGGACAAUGAUGAAGAGGACCUGGGAGUCAGAGAGGACCAAAGGAACAUUAUCCUUCACCUACUGUCACAGCUCAAACUGGGCAUGGACCUCACACGGGUGGUACUCCCUACCUUUAUCCUGGAGAAGCGUUCCCUCCUAGAGAUGUACGCUAACUUCAUGGCUCACCCAGACAUGUUCCUGGCCAUCACCACGGGAACCACCCCAGAGGAGCGCAUCGUCCGAUUCGUGGAAUACUACCUGACCGCCUUCCACGAGGGGCGUAAGGGUGCCGUGGCCAAGAAGCCCUAUAACCCCGUCCUGGGAGAGAGCUUCAGGUGUUCCUGGGACGUCCCCCGAGAGAGAGUCCACCCGCUGAGGACCACGAGCUCCGUCCCUAACACUACACCCACUUCAAACCCCGGCCCUCAGCCCGCCUCUUCCUCUAGAGGCUCUUCCGCUAACUCCGCCUCUUCCUGUAGAGGCUCUUCCCCUAACCCCGCCUCCUCCUCUAGAGGCUCUUCCACUAACCCCGCCUCUUCCUCUAGAGGCUCUUCCGCUAACCCCGCCUCUUCCUCUAGAGGCUCUUCGCCUAACCCCGCCUCUUCCUCUAGACGCUCUUCCGCUAACCCCACCUCUUCCUCUAGAGACUCUUCCCCUAACCCCGCCUCUUCCUCUAGAGCCUCCCGCCGGACAGGGACGGAGAGCGGGGGUGCUCAGACAGAGGACUGUUACCGGGUAAGGUUCGUGGCGGAGCAGGUGUCACACCACCCACCUGUCACUGGGUUCUACUGCGAGUGUAAAGAGAGGAACAUGUGCGUCAACACCCACGUCUGGACCCGGAGCAAGUUCAUGGGCAUGUCCAUCGGAGUGUCUAUGGUCGGGGAAGGUGAGCCUUACUGCACAGUACUGGAUCUAGUUAGGACUAGUUUGUUACUACUGUUACUAGGGGUUACAGUGAACAGCACCUACUGAGAGCCGGCUAUACAGUAGUUAUGACUAGGGGUUACAGUGUACAGCACCUACUGAGAGCCGGCUAUACAGUAGUUAUGACUAGGGGUUACAGUGUACAGCACCUACUGAGAGCCAGCUAUACAGUAGUUAUGACUAGGGGUUACAGUGUACAGCACCUACUGAGAGCCAGCUUUACAGUAGUUAUGACUAGGGGUUACAGUGAACAGCACCUACUGAGAGCCAGCUAUACAGUAGCUAUGACUACAGCUGUAGGUAUCUCUCAGUUAAAAUAGUGUUUUUCUAUGUUGCCGUUGGCGAUCCGUCAUACACUGUACAGUAAUAACACCGAUGACAGGUUCAGACUGUUACAAUAGUGUUUAUUAUGUUGCCGUUGGUGAUAAAUACUGUACAGUAAUAACAACGAUGACAGGUUCAGACUGUUACAAUAGUGUUUAUUAUGUUGCCGUUGGCGAUCCGUCAUACAGUAUUAACAUCGAUGACAGGUUCAGACAGUCUAGGGUUGAUAAGAGGUGACUGACAGAAAGCUUGUCGUCUCUCUGUUUUAAAGUCCCUUAAUCACAUUCCAGAGUUUAAUUAGCUGAGUUUAAUGGAGUUUUAGGCUUUACUAUCUUGAUUUAAUCCAAAGUAACGGUGUUAAGAUUGAAAGUGGCAUAUAAUUGUCUGACUGGCAGCGUCCCGUCGAGCGGGCUUAGUGAGGCAUGGGAAUACUGUAGUGAGUUGUACCACUGGAGACUGGAGACUGGAGACUGGAGACUGUGUGUAGAGGAAUACUGUAGUGAGUUGUACCACUGGAGACUGUGUGUAGAGGAAUACUGUAGUGAGUUGUACCACUGGAGACUGGAGACUGUG
This is a messenger RNA of Salvelinus fontinalis (brook trout), 3180 nucleotides long. RefSeq names its product oxysterol-binding protein-related protein 10-like. Bases 46 to 2331 code for a protein of 761 amino acids. Lineage: Eukaryota; Metazoa; Chordata; Actinopteri; Salmoniformes; Salmonidae. The transcript is spliced from 10 exons. The record is from RefSeq and is a predicted model, not a curated record. Gene Ontology annotation, molecular function: cholesterol binding. Gene Ontology annotation, cellular component: intracellular membrane-bounded organelle; membrane; cytosol.